AUGCUCAUCGUGGCCGGCCUGUGCCCCCCGGGGCCCUCGGGACCCCCGCCGCCCCUGCUGCCCAAGCCAGGCAAGGACAACCUUCGUCUGCAGAAACUUCUGAGGAAGGCUGCCCGGAAGAAGAUGACCGGGGGCGGGGCCCCCGUGCCACUGGGGGCUUUCCGCACUUCCCUGUCCCCCGUGAGCGAGGCCAGCCACGACCAGGAGCCAACGGCCCCGCGGCCCGCGGAGGGCCCGCGCAACGUGCCCGCCCUGCCCCGCUCCCCCCACCCCUCCGUCAUCCAGCACGUGGCAUCGCCUCUGCAGAAGUCCACAGCCCCCUUCAGCUUCACUCAGCACAGGAGCCUGGCUGCCCACUUCAAGGCCACGGGGCUCCGGCUCACGACACCGGCCCUGCACCCCACCCGGUCCCCCAGCGGCUUCACGCAGGUCUCGGCCCCCACAGCAGGGGCCACCCACGUCAGCCAGGUACACAUCCGGCUCGUGCCGUCCCCACAGGCCAGGACCCCGGAGCCCUGCCAGACGGCCCCAGAUGGGGGGCCUGGUGGGCAGGACAAGGACACGGUCCCGUACCCUCCUGGGGCCCAGCCCCCGGCCCCCGCGGCCCACAUCCACCCUCUGCCCACCGAGGCCCAGACUGCCGGUCCUUGCCCUGAGGCCCCCCCUCCUCAGUGCCCUGGCCCUGAGGCCUUGGUGCCCAGAGAGGGUGGCCCUCGGCUUGUGGUGCCCAUAGUCCCCACCUACCGCUCACCGGGACCCUCGCCUCACAGGCCGGCCUCAGCUGAGCCCGUGGAGAAGCCCCCCGUGGCUGGCCCUGCCGCUGAGGCCGAGGCGGUCUCCAGUCCCCGGGGGGCCUCGUCCCCGGCCCCGCCCUCAGGCCCGCACCCAUACCCUGUCCCCGAAGUUGCACCGAGGCCCCGGCUCAGCGGCUGGACGCGCCUCAAGAAGCAGCUGAUGGAGGAGGCGGAAACAUCCCCGUGCCCGGGGCCAGAGCAGAGCCCAGAGGGCGGGGGGCAAGAGGUGACAGCCCCCGCCCUCCCAGCGUCCCGGCCCCCAGCCUCCCGGGCCUCCAGGAUGUGGGACGCGGUGCUGUAUCGCAUGUCAGUGGCCAAGUCCCAAGGCAGCCUGGCUGGGCCCAGGGAUGGGGCUUGUACCCUGGCCGGCCUGGGCCGCCUGCCCUUCCUGUGCAGGCCGCGAUUCAACGCCCGGAAGCUGCAAGAGGCAGCCGCCCGGCCGCCUCCUACAGUCCACUCUGUCGUGGACCUAAACCCCAAGCCCAAGAACUUCAACCGGACGGCAGCUGGCUGGAGGCUCCAGUGA
Molecule: messenger RNA, 1320 nt
Organism: Lynx canadensis (Canada lynx)
Lineage: Eukaryota; Metazoa; Chordata; Mammalia; Carnivora; Felidae
Product: proline-rich protein 33-like
Exons: 1
Coding region: 1-1320 (439 amino acids)
Source: RefSeq, a predicted model, not a curated record